Molecule: messenger RNA, 1008 nt
Organism: Miscanthus lutarioriparius
Lineage: Eukaryota; Viridiplantae; Streptophyta; Magnoliopsida; Poales; Poaceae
Source: the annotation of a GenBank genome assembly
AUGGACUAUUGCUUGCAAGUCGCUUGGUACCCCGGCAUGGAGGCGAUAACCAAGCAAUCCAAUUUUAUCUUCUCGCCUAUGUCCCUCAGGGCUGGGCUCGCGCUGCUUGCCGUGGGCACGCAGGGCCCGACGUUGCGGCAGCUGCUCACGUUCCUGGGCUCCGAAAACACGGGCCACCUCGAUGUGGCCAUUGCGAGGCUCCUCACCAACGUGAGCACGUGGCCACAGCUCUCCUUCGCCGCCGGCAUCUUCGUGGACCGCACGCUUUUCCUCACGCCGGAGUUCGUGUCCUCCGCUGUCUCUGCUCACCACGCCGUCGCAAGAUCUGUCCAUUUCAAGAAUCAGCCUGCGGCGGCGACCGCUGAGGUGAGCGCUUUCAUCGAGCAGGCCACGGCGGGGCGCAUACGCAACCUCCUGUCCGAUGGCGCUGUUCACGGCGACACCAAGGUCGUCCUCGCCAACGGCAUGCACUUCAAGGCGACGUGGGCACGGAGGUUCGACCCGUCGGAUACCGUUCGCGACAACUUCUACCGCCGCGACGGCGAGCCCGUGCGGGUGCCGUUCCUGUCGGACGCUGGCAUGCAGUAUGCCGAGAGCUUCGACGCCCCUGGCCUGGGGUUCAAGGUCCUCCAGUGCUUCUACAAGAUGGUUGGGCGUGACGGCAGGCUGGACUCAAAGGCGCCCUGCUUGUGCAUGCUCAUGUUCCUGCCGCACAGGCGCGACGGGCUUCCCGACCUGCUGCGCCUGGCCGUCACUGAGCCGAAUUUCGUCAUGCGGUGUGCGCCCCGGCGCGAGCAGACGUGCGCCGUGGAGGUCGACGAGGAAGGCACGACAGCGGUUGCAGCGAUGUAUGCCGCUACGAGCCCGACUUACAGUCCACCGGAGAGACCCCCGCCGCCACCGAUGAGAUUUGUGGCUGACCACCCGUUCAUGUUCGCGAUCGUGGAGUACGAGAAGGCUGAGGUCUUGUUCCUAGGCCAUGUCAUGGACCCUUCCAAGGAGGAUUGA